This is a messenger RNA of Leguminivora glycinivorella, 1176 nucleotides long. Its product is annotated as hemolymph lipopolysaccharide-binding protein-like. The transcript has 7 exons. The record is from RefSeq and is a predicted model, not a curated record. Bases 91 to 1029 code for a protein of 312 amino acids. NCBI's taxonomy places the organism in Eukaryota, Metazoa, Arthropoda, Insecta, Lepidoptera, Tortricidae.
UAAAUAUUUGCUGUUUUUUUUAAAUCAGUUCCUAAUCGGGUGUGGCUUGUAACAACAGAAUAAAAGUAGUACGAUAUCAUUAUAUUUAAAAUGAUUUUGCUUAGUGUUGUUUCCUUAGCUUUUUGUUUGUUUUUAGCAGUGCAUGGCAAAUUAUUCCGGUUCGACUACGAUUACUACCAGGAGGCAGAAGGAUGGAUGAAGUUACACCAAAUCCCUGCAACGUGGCGGGAUGCCCGACUAAGGUGUUUUAGAGAAGGUGCCGUGCUAGCUUCACCGGAGACAGAAGACCUUCGGCAUGCCAUGCGGAUCAUAGUUACGAACAACCAAGGAGUAACUUGUGGAGUUUUUACUGGGAUACAUGCUACUUACUCUAAAGGAGAUUAUUAUUCCAUUGACGGCACUCCAUUGAAUCGAAUCCCAAUCAACUGGGCACCCAAUGAGCCAGACAACGCGGAUAACAACGAAGACUGCCUUCUCAUGCUGCCCAAUGGCACCAUGGCGGAUGUCAACUGUUCCGAUGUGUUCCCAUAUAUUUGCUACAAGAAGAAGCUGCCGAACAUAGCUGUUAACAACUGUGGGACUGUUGAUAACAGUUAUGCCUUGGAUACCCGUACAGGAAGCUGCUACAAGUUCCACACAGAGCCACAGACGUGGCCGCGUGCAUUCUCAGCGUGCUCGGGAGAAGGCGGCCAUCUUGCUAUUAUUAACAGCGAGACUGAGGCUCAGGUCCUUCGAGAGAUAUACGCACAGCACCCGCCCGGCAGCCUGCCUGGUAACUUCAUCAAGCACGUGGUUCACAUUGGCCACACUGAUUGGGAAGAACACGGCAUGUGGAUGACCAUACAUGGACAAACUUUAAAACAGGCGGGCUACGACAAAUGGUCAGGCGGUCAGCCGGACAACGCUACCGCCCAGUUCUGCGGCGCCAUGUUCAACAACGGUCAACUUGACGACGUGUGGUGUGACCGCCCUUGCCCUUUCAUCUGCGAGAAGAAACCUGACAGCUUAUUGACGGAGGAUGACUAUUAAAUUGAAAUAUAUUUCAGUUCUAAUACAUUUAAAACGAAUAUAACAACCGUAUGUUACUUAAAUUAAAACGUUCAUACUCUGGCUCCCUCUGUGUCCCUACGAUAAAUGGUCAGGCGGUCAGCAUGACAACGCUACCGCCCAGUUCUG